UGCUGAUUUCCUUCAGUCAUUUAGGAAAAUUAUGGAACCUUCGGACUUUAAAGCUAAUUUCACCGCGGGGUCCGCUUAUCCCUUGUGUACGAAAUGGAGAGACAGCUCCGAGAAUUCAGUGUACCAACUCGCCAAUAUCUUCCUCUGCCUCGGGUUCAUGGGUGGCAGCGGUAUUUACGGAGUCUUGUACGUGUUUACCUUCCUAACUUUGGGCUUCUUCUGCGCCUCUCUCUGGGCUUGGACGGACUCGUGCACCACGGACACGUUUCUAUGGUGUUUUGCACUUUUCGCCGUGUGUUUGGGUCAAGUUGUCUAUGCUGCCUACAGAAUCAGAAGAGUCUCGUUUCAAAGAGACUUCCAGGAACUUUAUAAUUGUGUAUUUAAAAGGAUGGGAGUUUCACUGCCACAAUUUGGCAAAAUUGUCACUUGCUGCGACGGCGUUAUCCACAGCAUAAAGAAGGACCACUGCUUUGCAGUUGAAGGGAAGACCGCCAUCGAUAAACUGUCGAUGCUCAUGACCGGCAGGAUCCGAGUGACUGUUAACGGUGAGUUCCUGCACUUCAUCUACCCAUUUCAGUUUCUGGAUUCACCAGAAUGGGACUCCCUAAGGCCAUCAGAGGAAGGUGUAUUCCAGGUCACACUAUCAGCUGAUUACCCAUGUACAUAUAUAGCGUGGAGGAGGAAGAGCCUCUAUCUUCUUUUUGCUAAACACCGCUACAUAGCCAGGAUCUUUGCCUUGGUUGUGAGGAAUGACAUUGCAGAAAAGUUGUACUCUCUUUACGACAAAGCAUUCAACUGCUGUGGGCAUCGUUAUGAUCUCCGCUUACCGAGUUACUGUCACAUGCCAGGGACGAAAUUAGAAAAAGCAGAUGUCCAUUUGAAAGUCCCUGUGCUGGGUGAAGUUUCAACCUGACCCUCAAACACUAAUGGAGGCCUUAUAGUUUUGUGUUAUAUAUAGGAAGAGCCUUUAUAUACCAUCUUAUUUUCAUCCAUCCAUUAGAACAAUACAGUAUUUAAAUCAACACUAUAUGGAAUGUAGAAUAGGCUAUGCGUCAAUUUAACGCAAGGGCGUAGGUUUGCAUAGGGACCGUAGGGAUAUAACAUUACCUACUUUUAAGCAACCUUAUUUGCAUUAUAUAAUGAGUUCAGUUGUUAGGGAAUUUAGAUUGUCCUCCCAUAUGUUGUAAGGAUAGAAUUGACCCUACCAUUAUUCAGUGAAUUACAGUACUUUCAUUAUGUUCCGACUCCUAAACGGUCAUCGACCAAUCAUACGUCCUAGUGACCAUUGUUAAGGGAGCAUUUAAACUCUUGGAUGCCCAAUUGUUGAAUUGAUUUAUUUGGUAGCUUUAAGAUUGCAAACUGCCAUAAAACUUUCUGGAAGAAGACAAAGGAUCCACCAGCUGACCACAACCGGUGACCAGAAGCAGAGGUGGGCAGAGUAGCGUAAUUCCAAAAUAAUAUUACAUAAGUAAAAAUGGUCCACACGAUACACAUUUUGUCCAACGUCAUACCAAUUGACGAUGUCGCGAAAAUUGUUCUGUCCUUCGGACUAAAUGACAGGGAACAAAGAAGCGCGACCAACUUGGAAGUGAACCUACGAAAUAUGUACGACGCGGCAAAGGUGGCGUUCCCGAAAGCAAUAGUACAUAUCCCCCUGAUCACCUAUUCCAUCAACCUACCGGGAAAUGCAAAGAGAUGCUGGAAAUAUUGAACGUCCGCAUCAAGGAGGUAUGCAAGGAAUACAUCCCAGGACUAAACCAGACAGACUUCAAUAUCAGACCAAUGGGAUCCAUUGGACACCUGUGACCACCAGGAAGAUGCUGGGACAGUGGCUGUCUUUGUUUUUUGGGACUUUGUACAAACGGGAAAAUAAAGGGAAAAAA
Molecule: messenger RNA, 1883 nt
Organism: Corythoichthys intestinalis (scribbled pipefish)
Lineage: Eukaryota; Metazoa; Chordata; Actinopteri; Syngnathiformes; Syngnathidae
Gene: popdc3
Product: popeye domain containing 3
Exons: 3
Coding region: 32-913 (293 amino acids)
Biological process (GO): heart development; regulation of membrane potential; skeletal muscle tissue development
Cellular component (GO): sarcolemma
Molecular function (GO): cAMP binding
Source: RefSeq, a predicted model, not a curated record